GUGAAAGCCCGACCGGAAGUCUCCUUGUUCUUACCUCAGUGGGGAGACGUUGAAGACGAAGCUGACAGUUAGCAUUAGCAUUAUAUUAGCUCUGAUACAGUUAGCAUUAGCAUUAUAUUAGCUCUGAUAUCCGGAGAGGAUUGAAGUUCUAACGUCAUUGCUGCCCAUGUGGUGUAGUGAUGUCUUUUGCAGCAGAGCUGCAGCAGAGGAUAGUGUCUGCUGAGUCGUUGCUGCAGCGGGCGGAGCUGCUGAGUCGUGGCGUGGAGGGCCAGCAGAAGCUGUGCGGGAAGCUGCGUGCUGAGCUGCGCUUCCUGCGACGCGUCGAGGCCGGCGAGCUGCAGGUGAAACAGUCACACCUGCACAGCACCAACCUGACGCACCUGUCGGCCAUCGUGGAGUCGGCCGAGAGUUUGGAGGGCGUGGUGGCUCUGCUGCACGUCUUCACCUACCAGCAUGCUGACGCCCGCGGGCGCCACACGCUGGUGGUGGACGUGGUGGCCAACGGGGGGCACACCUGGGUGAAGGCCGUGGGACGCAAGGCUGAGGCCCUGCACAACAUCUGGCAGGGCCGCGGCCAGUACGGAGACAAGAGCAUCAUCAGCCAGGCGGAGGACUUCCUGCGGGCCAGCCUGCAGCAGCCCGUCCAGUACCACCCCCCUCACGUCGUCUUCGCCUUCUACAACGGCGUCUCAGCCGCCAUGGCCCAGCGCCUGCGGGACAUGGGCGUCUCCGUCCGCGGGGACAUCGUGGCUGUCAGCGCCGUCACACCCGAGGAGGAAGAAGAAGAGGAAGAGGGGGAGGAGGGGGGGGAGGAAGAGGAAGAGGGGGAGGAGGGGGGGGAGGAGCUAGCUGAAGAUAACGAAGACAGCUGUAACCGUGACGACGCUGACGGCGAGGAGGAGUGUUGUGCGUCCCGUGUGCAGCGUGGUGAGGGGGGCGGGGGGGUCCUGGCCCGCCUGGCGUUCCCCCCCCAGCUGCCCGUGGAGGCGUGUCAGCGCGUGAACCUGGACAUCACGUCUCUGAUCACGCUGGUGUCGGCGCUGAGCCACGGCCGCUGCCGCUUGGCGUUCCGGGAGCCCGUGCUGACGGAGCAGGCGGCCCAGGAGCGCCGGGAGCCCGUGCUGCCCUCGCUGCAUGCCUUCAUGGCGGGGAAGGAGCUGUUCGCCUGCCGUGCCGCCGUGUCGGACUUCCAGCUGAUCCUGACCACGCUGGGCGGGCCCGGGGAGCGCCAGCGGGCUGCGGCCCUGCUGCAGCGCGUCACUGUGGUCGAGGACCGGCCUUCGCCGCGCACGUUGCGCCUGGCGCCCAGCGCCAAGGUCACGCCGCGCUCGCUCAGCAUCUUCGGGACGGGGGACUCCCUCAGGGCCGUUACCAUGACAGCAAACAGCCGCUUCAUCCGGGCCGCGGCCAAUCAGGGCGUCCGCUACAGCGUGUUCGUCCACCCGCCCCGCGCGCUGACGGAGGGCAAGGAGUGGAGGGCCACGCCCGUCUGACCGCCGGGGAUCAUGGGAGUUAGAGGCUGAGGCCGCCGGGGAUCAUGGGAGUUAGAGGCUGACGCCGCCGGGGAUCAUGGGAGUUUGAGUCUCUGAGCGCUGGGCGUUUGGCGCAAAAAACUCCAAAAAGUGUCUAAAAACUUUAAAUGAAGAAUAAAAAUGCCAAAAUAUAUAUCCAGAGAGGAUCUUUGUUUGAGUCUGUACAGCCGGGGCUGAUGGGAGUUUGAGUCUAUGCAGCUGGGGCUGAUGGGAGUUUGAGUCUGUGAAGGCUACAUGGUGAACAUGUUUGAUCUCCAUGGUUACCUUUGGUUUAGAGGAAUAUCAGCUGCUGUUCUGUUUCUGUUUCAAAGAUCAAUAAAGCUUCACAGUCACUUCCUGGUCUGCUGUCAUCUGUUACUGUGACAUCAUCACUGUGACAUCACACCUCCCUCAGUGAUUGGUCGGUUGAUUCUGGUCUGUGAGCGGUGGAGGAACAUUGGAACUGGUUCUCGAUGCCCAAACCCAGACAUCCCAUAAUACUGGCCACUGUCACACUCUGGACACCAACCUUUUUACAAUGAUGUAAUCGCAUGAUGUAAUCUGAAAACUGUUGCCUUGGUUACAACAACAACAUCAGCUAAUCUCAGCUGGUAGUCUGUCUGAGUGGAGGUUUCUAACGGCGUUUUUCCAUUACAUG
Molecule: messenger RNA, 2169 nt
Organism: Sander lucioperca (pikeperch)
Lineage: Eukaryota; Metazoa; Chordata; Actinopteri; Perciformes; Percidae
Gene: c9h7orf25
Product: chromosome 9 C7orf25 homolog
Exons: 4
Coding region: 180-1493 (437 amino acids)
Source: RefSeq, a predicted model, not a curated record